AAAAACUAAAAGUACUUCGUCAAAAGGGAGGGAGAGAAGUCUGUGUAAUUUUGUGGAAGAAAACGUUUGUUAAAAGUGUGGAGUACUCUUUUCUGUAUUCUGUGGGGCUUGCAUGAAACCCGAUUUGUAGUUUCGAAGGAAUUGGAGAAGAUUUGAGUGAACAAAGAGCAAGAAAAUGGAAAAGACGAUUCCCACUGCAACGACAUUGCAACCAAAGUCUCCAGAGAAAAAUGGCCCGUCCCGUCAUGAAGACAUUGCAGGCAACCACAAACAGAAGCAGAAGAGGGUGAAGACUUCACACGAUAAUCACAAAGACGUAAAUGGAGUUAAAACGGACAACCAGCUUUUUUUCAAGACGGCAAAAGACAAGCAACAUGAUCGAAAAUCGCGAACUGGAAGGAAGGGUGCUGCAAAGAAAGGUGGAGCCGGUGGCAAGGGAACUUGGGGCAAAGCUGGUGAAGUGUAUGAUGAUACUGAACUGAUGAAUGAUGAACAGGAUCCAAACUAUGAUUCCGAGGAGGCAGAGGAGCCUUAUUUGGAAGAGUUGAAACCAGUGUUGAAAGAAGAUGAAUUUGUUCAAAUUGUUCAACCUCUGAUACAAGAAUAUUUUGAGCAUGGUGAAACUCAAGAAGUUAUUCUGUCCCUGAACGAGUUGAACAUUUUACCAUCAAUGAAGCACAAGAUUCCAGCCUUGGCUAUUUCUCUUGCCAUGGAAAAGAAGGAUGCUCAAAGGGAAAUGACAUCAAUAUUAAUAUCAGAUCUAUAUGGUGUCGUUGUUACUGAAGAUGAAAUUUCUCAAGGAUUCAUGGAUGCUCUGGAUGAUUUAGAAGAUAUAACACUUGACACUCCAGAUGCACCAGAGGUUCUGGGUAAAUUCAUUGCUCGGGCGGUUGCAGAUGACUGCCUACCGCCAGCAUUUGUAAAGAAUUACACAGAAGAUACGAGUGCGGAAUCGCAGCAAAGGAAGGCGUUAAGUCGUGCCGAUGUCCUUCUUAAAAUGAAACAUGGUAUGGUAAGACUGGACAACGUCUGGGGUGUCGGUGGCGGACGUCGACCUGUGAAACAAUUAAUCAAGAAAAUGAUAUUGUUACUGAAGGAGUACCUUUCGUCCGGGGAUAUUGAAGAGGCGAGUCGCUGUCUGGAAGAGUUAGAUGUUCCACAUUUUCAUCACGAGUUAAUUUAUGAGGCUGUGGUGUUAUUGUUCGACAAAGAAGAUGCCAAAGUCGGUAAGAAGAUGGUGAAAUUGUUCAAGGCGUUUACAUUGAGCAAUAUUGUGACACCUGAUCAGUUCAUUUCGGGUUUCGAGCGUGUUUUUCGCUCCAUGGAGGAUCUCAGUUUGGACACGCCGCACGCAUAUCAAAUUUUGGAGUCUUUUUGUAACGAGUGUGUUGACGAAAAUAUCAUCAGCGAUGAAUUGAGAAGCAAAAUGCCCACCAGGGGAAGAAAGCGAUUUGUCAGUGAAGGAGAUGGUGGUGUCCUCAAGCAUUGACCCCCCCUUUUUCACUCAUGGCUAUGACACCCAUAGUUCCGGCAUCAUGAAUUAGUCCUUUACAAUUGAAAGUGUGUAUCUUUUUUGGAAAUGAUCAGAAUGGUCAGUUGUUGUUGUAAAUAGAAAUGGGCACGCAGCUUUGAGCUGCCUUCGAUAAUUUUACUGUGCUUCCGGUUGUUUUAAUCUCAUUGUAUUGUUGUAAGUUGACGUCGUUUAUUGUCGUUGGAAGUGACGUCAUUUGUUGUCGUUUUAACUUGACGUCAUUGUUGCAAGUGACGUCAUUAAUUGUCGCAGGUUGACGUCAUUUAUGUCAUCCACUCGUUCAAGCAUGAGUUCGAUAAUUUUAGGCAGCUUGUAUUUGACAUAUUGUUCAAAAUUUCAUUUCAACAUUUCUUGAAAACCUAGUUGGAAAAAACCCACUGGAAUUUUGUCAAAACAUAAAACCAGUUAUCAUGAAGAACCAUUCGCAAUACGUUGAAAACAAAUUGCCUAAAAUUGCAUGCUUCUGCUCUUUCCCCUUCGUCAUAAAGAUAUGUAAAUUGUUGCGAGAUACACGAUGUCAACCAUAAUACGGGGACCGCGCGGUUGUGGAGGGGCCUGGAAUGAACCGCGAACCCAUAAUUUUUCAUAUGUAAUUAUGUAUUUUUAAUUUUCCUUGUGCGAUGUAUCGUCUAUUUUAUAAACUUGAUAUAUUUGAUGCUUUGAUAUUAUACAAUGCAUGUUUUCGAACUUGUUUUGUACAAUAUUUGAUUGGUCUCAGUCAUUGCCAAUAAAGAUUCCUUUGAACGA
Molecule: messenger RNA, 2278 nt
Organism: Xenia sp. Carnegie-2017
Lineage: Eukaryota; Metazoa; Cnidaria; Anthozoa; Malacalcyonacea; Xeniidae
Product: programmed cell death protein 4-like
Exons: 13
Coding region: 176-1489 (437 amino acids)
Biological process (GO): negative regulation of DNA-templated transcription
Cellular component (GO): nucleus; cytosol
Source: RefSeq, a predicted model, not a curated record